This is a messenger RNA of Amoebophrya sp. A25, 1483 nucleotides long. NCBI's taxonomy places the organism in Eukaryota, Dinophyceae, Syndiniales, Amoebophryaceae. The record is from the annotation of a GenBank genome assembly.
CAUAAAAUCGCUCUAUCUCACAACUCCUCAUUCCCCUGAACCGCAACUCCAUGAUGCACCUUCUAAAUCACACCCUUGCUAGCGUAGACACAGGUCGCAUCCAUCAUCAUUAUUUUUGAAGACUUCUUCUUGUAAGUGAAAGUAGUAGCUACCUAGUACCGUUUGAAAAUGAUGCGUCUUGCUCUGAUCCAUGUUCUGCUUACUUACUGAAUACUGUGAUUUAAUAUGUCAACAUUAUUGAUUCGCAGCACUACUACUAACUAAGCCAUGGGGAACCUGAUCACACACACAAACACAGACACGAAAAAAAAAAUUGCAAACUAAGGAAGCAAGACGAGUCAGAAGGCCCACGACCUGGAGAGGGCUUGACGAUUAGGACAAGAAAGAUGGCGAACAAAUUCGUAAAAUCGUGCGCGCUGCUUUUGUCGGUAGUCGCGGGGGGGGGGGUGGAGAGUUCCCCUGCCCGGGCACUGAAUGAAACGCAGAAUGAAGAAAUAGCGCGUACACAGCUACUUCGUGGGUCGAGCUUUUUGCAGGAGCAGCAAAAGGUGCAUAGCAUGUUCGGGUUCGGCAGAAAGAAAGGCCCGUGCGCAGGAAUAGUGUUUAAGAUCAGCUUUUAUCCAUCUUUCUCGGCUUCUUGAUGCCUCCCUCUAUCCUACCUUGUACUUCAUGGGAAAGGGGUUGAGUUGAGGCGACCGAGAUGAAUAAAAGCCGACUCUAAUACACGCUCGAGAGUGGCGGACCGCGGUUCAUGCCUGAACCAUCCAGAAUGCUGCAAUCUGUAUGAAAGUGGAGCGCAGGGAAGCUGGACGUGUAAGGCUGGCAAAAGAUAAAGAGAACAUUGAACUAGUACACAUCAAGGAUCGAAAUACAUAAAUAUAAAACAUAACAACACGUCGAGCAAUGUUCUCUGGCGCACGAAUAUGCUAAGUUUCGCGAGACCUCUUGCUAAAGAUCAAAUUGAUGCUCGUCCGUAAUACCAGAUCAUAUUCUUGUUUGCGUUAAUACUACGUAACAUUCAUUAGACUCCAAAAUAUGUCAUGUAGCUUCGAACACAUCUCUUUGAUACAAUUUGUCAUCCUUCCUAUCGCAAAUUCCACAAAUAUUACAUGAUGAAAAGCCAAUGCAAAUGUAUUGAUUUUGACGAUAUUCUAACAUAAGCCAUCUCGAUCUACGUACGACCAAUUUAUCAAACGACAUUCGUUCUUGUUGCAAUUUUCAAGAAAGAAGGCUGUGCCAAAUCUGAUGUGAUCAUGAUCAUAAUGAUAAUUCAGCAUAUAGAUACACUUACUCUCAGAGGAUUUAAUAAAAAAUGCUCUCUUUCUUUCAUCAUCUUCCCUUCCGUUCUAGGUGAUCCCAGGAGGUGGAAGAGUGAGAUGGGAAAGAUUUUAAAUUGAAUUUUUGGGAAAUAUUAGGCAGAUUGCCGAAUAGAUUCGCAUCAUCAUUGAAUUUUUGGGAACAGAAAACUAAGCAAAACCAAUAU